Cajanus cajan (pigeon pea) is the source of this 1590-nucleotide messenger RNA. RefSeq names its product protein S-acyltransferase 8. Gene Ontology annotation, molecular function: protein-cysteine S-palmitoyltransferase activity. Gene Ontology annotation, cellular component: Golgi apparatus; endoplasmic reticulum. NCBI's taxonomy places the organism in Eukaryota, Viridiplantae, Streptophyta, Magnoliopsida, Fabales, Fabaceae. The record is from RefSeq and is a predicted model, not a curated record. Gene Ontology annotation, biological process: protein targeting to membrane; peptidyl-L-cysteine S-palmitoylation.
AUGGCUGCAAAGCGCGUCUACCAAGUUUGGAAAGGAAGUAAUAAAUUCAUAUGUGGAGGGAGGUUGGUAUUUGGGCCUGACGCUAGGUCCCUGCUUGUCACCUUGUUGCUGAUUAUUGUUCCAGUUAUAAUCUUUUGUGUAUGUGUAGCAAGGCAUCUACGGCAUGAAUUUUCUUCAUAUAGUUCUGGAUAUGCUAUUUUAGCAGUGGCUAUUCUCUUUACUAUUCAUGUCCUGGUGGUUCUCUUUCUUACUUCCUCAGGUGAUCCAGGCAUCGUUCCAAGGAAUUCACAUCCACCAGAAGAAGAGUUUCGUUAUGAUUCUUCAGUUUCUGUUGAUGCUGGGGGAGCAGGACGACAAACGCCAAGUCUUCAGUUCCCUCGAACAAAAGAAGUUAUUGUUAAUGGCGUUGCUGUUAGAGUUAAAUAUUGUGAGACUUGUAUGCUGUAUCGUCCUCCUCGUUGCUCGCACUGCUCCAUUUGCAACAACUGUGUUGAGCGUUUCGAUCACCAUUGCCCUUGGGUGGGCCAGUGCAUUGGUCUGAGGAACUAUCGUUACUUCUUUAUGUUUGUUUCUUCAGCAACUAUUCUGUGCAUCUAUGUGUUUUCCCUCUCAGCUUUUUACAUCAAGGUUCUUAUGGAUAAUUAUGACGGCACAGUUUGGACGGCCAUGAAAGAGUCCCCUGCAUCCGUGAUACUAAUGGCGUAUUGUUUCAUCUCUCUGUGGUUUGUUGGUGGACUAACCGGUUUUCAUUUGUACCUUAUAGGCACAAAUCAGACUACCUAUGAAAACUUCCGUUACAGAGCUGAUGGAAGGAUCAAUGUUUUUAAUCGGGGUUGUUUAAAUAAUUUUCUUGAAGUGUUGUGCACAAAAGUAAGGCCCUCAAGGAACAAUUUCAGGGCUUUUGUCAGAGAUGAGGUACCGAGGCCGCUUGCUCCGAUCAUUAGCCGGGAACGAGAAGCAGAUGAGUUGGGUGGAGAUCGGCGUCCUAAGGUUGAAGAUGAUCUAGACAUUGGUGAAGACCUGUUGAAGAUAUCACAGCGAAGGAACGUUGAUGAGGACAUUCGGGGCAAUGGAGCAGCCAACAAUGCAUCUGAACCUGACUCAAUUUUGUCUGCAGAUCAUCGAGCUCCCACAAUUCGAUCUGAUGCUAGGCACUCAAGUUGGGAAAGGAGUGGAAACUGGGAAAUUGCACAAGAGGUACUUGCUAAUUCAAAUGUCACUGAAAGCAGAAACUAUGUCACUUCUAAGGAAAUGCGCCAAUGAGGGGUGUGUGGUAUUUUAAUGGCAUCAACCAUAUAUGAUGUGAGAUUAGGUGGAUACUAUAGAUGGAAAAGGAAAUUUGUUGGAACUCUGGUAUAAAAACUUAGCCUACCUUUUUUGUGGUGACCCUAGUUCUUUGAGAGGGCAUAGAAAUGUGUGCAUGUAAUUUGUUUUGAGAGACCAUGUGUCCUGUUUUUUCUCUUUUUCUCCCCUCCUUAUUUUUUAACAGCCCAAUAUAUGGAUCUCAUCUUGUCUUUAUUCUUUGUGUAAAUAACCAGUUAUCAUACUGAAGAAGCUUCUCUACAUAUAUUGCGUUUUAGGCACUGUAAA